GUCAAAGUCUUCUUCCUUCUUUCUAAGCACACGGAGAGGCGAUGGCGACGGCGACGGCGGCGAAUACCGACGGCCCAGAGAAGUGGAUCGCAAAGGCGCAGCACAUCGUGGAGAGCCCCGUCACCUCCACCAGCGUGGAGGAGGACAUGCUUUUUGGCCACGACCUCCACCUUUCCUCCAAACCCGAUUCCACCGCCUCUGCCGCCGCCGACGACGACGAGCGCUCCAAGGCCAAGGUCCACCUGGACGCCGCCGAGAAGGUCAUCCUCCAAUCCGACCCCUCUAUCCCCGGCUUUCUCACCGCGGUUUCAGACGGCAAGUAUCUCUCCGCGGUCGACGAGAUCAUCCGCCUCUCCUGCGGCGGGGUCGACGGCGGCGUCCACGGCCGCGCCACGAGCUUACUCGAGACGGCCAUGUCCCGCCUCAGAAUAGAGUUCAGCCACCUUAUAACCACCGUUCACUCCCCAAACCUCGAUGCCGAUCGCCGUUUUUCCCGAAGUCUCUCCGUUUCGUUGCCCUCCAGGAGCAGCGAACUCACCGAGGAUUUCAGCACCUCGAUGGAGGAGGAGCGGCACGCGGUAGAGGUAAGAGGAUGGUAUUCGCUAUCGGACGAGCAGACCUUCAAUCUGAUCCCUUUCGAGGUUAUCUCUGACCUCAAAGAGAUCGCCGACCGAAUGAUAGCAGGCGGGUACCAGCAGGAGUUGUGCGAGGCCUACAUCAGUGCUUGCCGGAAUUUAUUGAAUAAUUUCCUCUCUGUUCGUGACGUCGAUCAGUUGAUAAUCGAGGACGCGCAAGCGAUGGAUUUCGAAAUUCUAUCUAGUCAGGCGCGUAACUGGUUUCGAAGAUCGAAAUUAUUUGUCACGGAUGUUCUUCCAAGGGUGAGGGAGCUCUGUGAUCGGAUCUUUGAGGACUCUGAUGAGCUUAAGGAAGAGAGCUUCAGAAAGGCCACCAAGGGUCUUGCCCUGCAGCAGUUCAACCAUGGGGCUGUGAUUGUUACAAGGCUGCAGUCACCGGCUAGCGUUUUCCUCAUGUUGAACAUGUAUGAGGAUCUCAUAGACCUCCAGGCCUCGUUCUGGGGGGAUUCACAGGAGUUCAUAUGUGGGGAGGUUGAAGAAAUUUUCGAAAGGUUGGAAAAAAUGGUGAGAGAAACUCUCGCUGAGUUUGAGGUUGCAAUUAGGAGUAGGAAAUUAUCGAAGCCACGACAGAGUGGCCAGAUAGAUCCUAUGGUCAGCUAUGGGAUGACUUACAUCACGACAUUGGUUGGUUACAGUAGCACUCUCAAUUUGCUUCUCCAUGAUGAUGGAAUUGAUGGUGGAGACAAUUCGGUGCGCGGUGAGAGCAUGACCCCGUUUGGCCAACGCAUGCACGUAUUUAUGUCAUACAUAGAACUCAGAAUCCAGGAAAUAUGCACGUUUUAUAAAGACGAUGAUGGCUUAAAAUAUAUAUUUUUGAUGAAUAACGUACUACAUAUGGUUCUCACAGUUGAGGAUUCAGGGCUGAAGGCACAAUUAGGAGACGACUGGGUCCGUACUCGCCACAGACAAAUCCAGCAGUAUGCUACAUGCUAUCUCAGAGCUUCGUGGAGUAAGCCCUUGUCUUACCUAAAGAUUGAUGGAUUAUUGUUGGGGCACGAAGGCUCCUCCAGUGUCAUAGUGGCUGUGAAAGGAAGGUUCAAGAAAUUUAACUUGGCCUUUGAGGAAAUAUGGAGCACGCAGACAGCAUGGAUAGUCCCAGAUCCUCAGCUCCGAGAAGACCUGAGAUUAUUGAUAUUGAUGACAGUCAUUCCAGGGUAUCGUACAUUUCUUGGGAUAACUUACUGUCAGUUAGGAGCAAUACUGAAACCAUCAAAGUACCUAAAGUACACUCCAGAGGAUUUAGAGAAUUAUUUGUCAGAUUUGUUUGAAGGGACAUCUGAGAAGUCAAACCAUCUGAGGAGAAAACUUGGCUCAUAAUAGAUGAGGUUCUGAGUUCAAUGGAGAACCAAAGACUUGAAGCUGCUGGAGAAAGAAGAACUUUUUGAUCUUUUUUGUGUUCGAGGUUACAAAUAAUCAAACUGUUGCAGCUAAAUCAGUGAAAUAUCAGUCCAGUCCCAUUGAAGAUAUUUCUUUUUCAAAUGGAUUUCAGUUUAUGAACAUGAAAUGGAGCCAACUUUUCCUAUAAGCUGGAGUUAACCAAGGCAGUGGUAAUCAUAGGUGGUUUCACAACCAAAACUUUCUUCAUAGGUAGCCUCAUAGAAGUUUCAUGCAUUGGUUAGUACAAUUCAAUAGCAUUAAUAGAGAUAAAAUUGUUUACACAGAGAAAGCAUGGGCAUCAACUUCACUGCCUGGAGCUAAGAAAUGCUCAAACCUUACCCAAAAAGAAGGGAUUUAAGAAUACAAAACUGGGUAAUUUUGAAGACGAACAAAAAACAGGGAAAGCACCAUAAAUGUGGGAAAAAACAAGAUAAAAGAAACCAAAAUAGAACAAGGAAGAAGUUUACAUCACCGGCGACACAAGGCAAAAGUAAAUUGUACUUAAAAUUUUGGUUAGCUAUCAGACCCUGCUAUUCUGUGGCAGGGGAACAACACCAUCAAAGAAAUCUCCGAAGUAACCAUGUGGCUCAUGCACCAGCCUGGAGAUUAUAUCUCUGAGUGUGAUCACUCCCUCCAGAUUGUCCUCCUUGUCAACAACAUAGAUUCUCUGUCUCUUUUCAGCAUCCAGCUUUAAAAUGAUGUCUUUUAUUGUGUCAUCUCUAUUACAAGUGAUCACAUUCAUCAGCAUGGGUGAGGCAUCUUGAUGCUCCUCAAAAUAUUUCUUAACACUGGUGACAAAGUCUUUGGCUGUGAUAGAUCUGCACGUCAUAAAUAUUUAAUUUUGUAAGAAUAUUUUAUCUCAACUUCCUUUCACACAAACAAGAUCAACUUGUUAACUCCCAAUGCAAACUUUUUUUGAAAAAAUCCAUGCUGUAGCCUUGAAGAGCAAAAACUAGAGCAUGCAUAAACUGAGAAGCAAAUAACAUGAGUUAAUUAUAUUCUGAAAACUUAAUUGUUUCGUUUGAAUGUAUAUGUAGACUGAAAAAAUGUACCAAAUACAUAGAGGUCGCUCUUCUAUUGACAACAAGCCAAAUCAAAGAUUUUAUAACAGAAUAAAAUAAAUUUCUUUGAUUGGUAGCCAACUAAAACUGGAAACAACAUGAGUAACUUUGACACCGAAAAUAAGAAAAAGCAAAGUCAACUGAAGCAAAAAUUUCAAAGACAGACCUGUAAGCCUUAUAUAUUUCAGGAGAAGUUAAAAGAUAUUGAACAUCUCUGAUAGUUAAAUUUGCUAUUGCCUUAUUUCCACUUCCAUCAACCACUGGCAAUCCACCAAUUCUUCUCUUUCUCAUUAGUUGGAAGGCUUUUAGAACUGGUUCCUCUUCACUCACCUGCAAGAAAAGACAAAGGUAUGAUAGAUAUUAUUUUCAGUAUUUUGAAAAUAGACAGGCAACAUUUGAUUGGGAAUUGAAGUGCCUAAAAGACAAAAGUGGAUUUAGGAUAACUUUCUAUUGUUUGAGAAUCUCUUCUAAAUCUCCUUUGUGCAUAUAUCUGCUUGUGAAAUCAGCCAGAUGCGAAUGAAAUCUGGGAGGUGACACAUCUUUUAUGGCAAAAUAAACAAGGAAAAUAGAAGAGAGAUCUGCUAGAUACUUGUAUGUCAUAUACCAGUCAAAUGAGCAAUUUUGCUAAAGUCUGUGAGAGAGUAUACAGUAAGGAAUCAUAUAAAAAAAAUCAACUUACUAUGAUGGUCAACUGCAACAUUAAGCAAACAUUCCAAAAUAUUUCUGCAACAAUAUUCUCCUCCUCUGUUAGGUUAAUCCAUUAAAGCUUGCUUUCCAGGCAUUGAAAUUUCCUUCUCUUGAGUAAAUAUCUAAUAGUGUCUCAAUUUACAAGUUUUGUUUUUUAAGAAAGAUACAAGUUCCAUUUAUAAGUUACCACCUUUUUUGUCUCCCUAGUCCCUUGAAUCCAGAUUGGUAUUUCUUAAUUAUGGGAGAUCAAAAUAUGCAAACAACAUGCAGUUCUCUUUGAUUUUGUCAAGAUAUACUUCUCAUAAAUGUCAUGUUAAGUUCAGAUGAGUGGUGUGAAAAUCUUAAAUUCUAAUCUUAUGUGUGGUAUUGCAUAUCAAGUUGUUGAUGAAAGAGCUACCGAUCUAAAUAAAAGAGAAAUUGAAGUAGCAUGAGCGCACCUUGACAACUUUAUUAGGCCUCAUCAAGGGAAGCCCCAGUUCAAGGAGCUUCUUCGUGCCCCAGUCUUCGAACCAGUGAAGCCCGACACAUUCUGCCAGCAUGUGAACGACUGCAGACUGUGUGAUGAUGUUGUCGAUCUUUGCUUCGCCCAGGUCAACCACAGGAAGGCUCUUCAUUCUGUACUUGGAUAGCAGCAACAGCAUGGUAAGGAAUGAAUCAGAGUUCUGCAAGGCAAGAAAUGGUGCCCAGCGGAAUGAUCCUGAGAUGUCUCGAACCUGUACAAAAUCAUGAAUCUAAGUACUGGAUAACCAAGCAUAAUGGUAAAAAAAAAUCCAAAUAACAAACUAUUUAUCAGUGCCUCAAAAAUCAGGCAACCUUUGUGUUCUUGUAGAAGUCUGAAGAAGUGAGAGUUUCAAAAAAGCUUCCACCCAUUGAAACUGCAGCUUCAGGGGCUGAUUUAGCCAUGACUCCACCAUGAGCUUCAACAAAUGUUGCUGUCUCCAAUGUAACAGUGCCAAGUUUAGCUGCUAGUCCAUCUGCAGCUUCUGUUGUUGCAUCAGAACCAGCAAUCAUCCCCUGUGCUGCAACUUCUGACUGCAAACAGAAUGCCAUAAUUCAUUAGCGAUGAUUAUGCAGUUCUUCAUCUCUCAUAUACUAAGGGUGAGUAAAUUUUCUAUGUUUUCAUAAUAACCAGGGCAACUGAUAGUAUGUUGCUCUCUUUUUGAGGCAGAAUUGCUUUGCAUUUUAUAGUUACUUUCUGAUACAAUGUUAAAUAGACUGAUUCUUCUGUAAGAAAAUCUCUUGCGAGGCCUCAAGCCUUCCAUUGUUGUGAAUGGAUUAUUGCUUUGCUUGAGAAUAUGGUGUGGCACUACUUUUAUUUUAUAAUGGACUUUAGAUAUGGGAGUUAUUUCAGUUU
Messenger RNA from Elaeis guineensis (African oil palm), 5114 nucleotides. RefSeq names its product exocyst complex component EXO70A1. The record is from RefSeq and is a predicted model, not a curated record. Lineage: Eukaryota; Viridiplantae; Streptophyta; Magnoliopsida; Arecales; Arecaceae. Gene Ontology annotation, molecular function: phosphatidylinositol-4,5-bisphosphate binding. Gene Ontology annotation, biological process: exocytosis. Gene Ontology annotation, cellular component: exocyst.